Molecule: messenger RNA, 2031 nt
Organism: Cottoperca gobio
Lineage: Eukaryota; Metazoa; Chordata; Actinopteri; Perciformes; Bovichtidae
Gene: traip
Product: TRAF-interacting protein
Exons: 16
Coding region: 139-1488 (449 amino acids)
Biological process (GO): replication fork processing; protein ubiquitination
Cellular component (GO): site of DNA damage; nucleus
Molecular function (GO): ubiquitin protein ligase activity
Source: RefSeq, a predicted model, not a curated record
GAAUUACUCAAUUGAAUUGACAAAUGGUGGCCAAGUAUACGAGCAACACUUGAAUGCAGCGUAUGGGGCGGAACUUGUGUUUGAACGUACAGCGGGGAAACGGAACAGCCAUUGUGUUUGUAUCCCUGUGACAGCAAGAUGCCAAUCCGAGCUUAUUGCACAAUUUGCUCCGACUUCUUCGAUCACUCCAGAGAUGUUGCUGCCAUCCACUGCGGACACACCUUCCACUAUGAUUGUCUUCUCCAGUGGUUUCAGACAGCCCCCACAAAAACCUGUCCACAGUGUAGAAAACAGGUCAGCACCAGACACAUCAUCAAUAAGCUGUACUUUGACAUUGGUGGAGAGGAGGAGCGCGGCACAGUGGACCCUGAAAGCUUGCAGAAUGAGCUUGGUCGAAUGAAGGUGCUUUUAAGCUCUAAAGAGCGAGACUGGCGGGACAGACAGAAUGUUUUGGACAGUUUGAAAGACACUGUGGACAAGCAGAAGAGAGACCUGGACAGUGUACGGAAAGAGAUUAUGGAGAAGGAGAUGCUCUGUUCUGCCCUCAGAAAGCAGAUGACAUACCUGGAGACACAACAUAAUGAAACUCAGGCUGCUAAGGAGGAAACUCGGAGACUUCGGACCAGAAUGAAAACCUUUGAAAGCCUGGACGUGUUGUUGCAGGGUCAGAGGUCAGAGGUGGAGUCUAUGAUCACAGAUAUGGGAGUCAGCCAGGCUGCAGUAGAGCAGCUGUCCAUCUACUGCAUCUCGCUCAAAAAAGAGUACGAUAAUCUAAAAGGAAGUCUGAAGUCUUCAAAUGACAUGUGUGAGAAGCUGAAGAGAGAAGUGCUCUCCUCAAACAAUAAGUUACACAAAGCCAUAAUGGAGGUGAAUCAGACCAAAGAGGACAUGAAGUCUCUGCAGAACGAUCUGGCCAACGCUGACAAAGAGAUCUCUAGUCUGAAGAAGAAGGUGGAGUUUCUUCAGAGGACUCUGAGCACCCCGACGCGGACAAACGAAGCCCUGAGUCGGCUCGUCUUUGAAAGCCCGGCCCCAAUGCAGCUGAAGCAGCCGUGCCUCCACAACCCCGCAGAUAGCGAGGACAUUGACCUCAACAUGACUUAUGACGUCACUACGCCAGAUGACAUGGUCAAGAAACCGAAGUUCCAAGCCAAGAAGAUGCGGCUUGAUCCUUCGGUGUCACCUGUGUCCAAACACAGUGAGAAAAGUUCAUCUCUAAGCAAGGCUCGAGAUGAGGGUGGAUCCAUGGAUCCUUUUUUCAGGAACUCCCUCCUCUUCAGAAAGAAGAUUUUCGGUAGCAUGUUGGACCCUCAGAGGAAGCCUGGAGUUAUGAGAAGUGGUUAUGACGGUUUAGGAGGACGUACUAAAUUCAUCCAACCUUCUCCUUUAUCAGAGAUUCGCCCGCUGGUGAAAGCUAAAAGGAAAAAGGUGACCAGGCCUCAACCCAAGAUUUCCACUUGCCUGACUCUGGACGGCUUCCUAGAGUAAACGAUGACCUCACUUUCCCGGAUGUGGAGUCUAAGGUCAGGAUGCUGCUGCUGUGUGAUGUCGCAUGUUUGUGCUGCUCUGGCACUCAGAACCAGCCUGGCAGCGGUUCUGCCACUCGGCACCAAACAGGACUCUCUCAUUGAACUUUAUUUAAAAGUAGUAACGGACCCACUGGACAGACACUGGAAAAAAGAUGCUGAACUUUUGUCGCCAUCAACAAACCUGCCGUACGUUUUAUUUUGUGGUGACGAACUCGUCUGUGGAGACUUUUCUUUUUCGUUUUUAUGUCGCUGUCUGUCUGUGUGUAAGGCGAGCCGUAUUAUUUGAGGACCACAAGACUGUGCUGUGUAUUGUGUCAUUAAUGUGAUCAUUAAUGACACAUGCAAUGACGAUGACGAUGCAUCUGUUCUCCGAAAAAUAAUCAGUUAGUUUUCGCACUUAUUUAUAACACCAACAUGUGCACAUACUUGAGUAUUUUUUUGUUUUACUGGUCUUGUCAGAUGUAAACAAACUCGCAUAAUAAACAAUAUUUUUUUUUAUUAA